Messenger RNA from Thunnus maccoyii (southern bluefin tuna), 2851 nucleotides. It is a transcript of the gene pip5k1ba, whose product is annotated as phosphatidylinositol-4-phosphate 5-kinase, type I, beta a. Gene Ontology annotation, biological process: phosphatidylinositol metabolic process. The coding region runs from base 293 to 1792 and encodes 499 amino acids. Lineage: Eukaryota; Metazoa; Chordata; Actinopteri; Scombriformes; Scombridae. Gene Ontology annotation, molecular function: phosphatidylinositol kinase activity. The transcript has 14 exons. The record is from RefSeq and is a predicted model, not a curated record.
CAGACAGGCAGACACAGAGAGAGAGAGGAAGUGGUGAGGAUGCAACAGCCGCUGCAGCACUUUGCACCUCAUCUCACCAUCGUCAGACUGCCACAGAGUUCAUAUCACAAACACCGGUGUGUGCUGUUCAGGAGCGGUGUACCUGGAAAAUGCAGUUUCGGUAAAGUCCAUUCAAGGUAAAUUACUGCGUCCGUCCGUUCAUCAUUGAGAGGAAAAAAGGAACUCAGUCCGCCUCACAGUUGGAGGAACGACAUCCGAGCUUCCCUCUAAUCAAGUUCUCUCUGUCCAAAAGAUGUCAAACGCCACCGCUGACAGUAUAGGAAGUGGAACCAAAACCUCUAAAGUGUCAAAGGACCAUAAAAAGCCCACAUCUGAUGCCCUGAAAGGAGCCAUUCAGCUGGGCAUCGGUUACGCUGUGGGAAACCUCAGCUCCAAACCAGACAGAGAUGUUCUUAUGCAGGACUUCUCUGUGGUGGAGAGCGUCUUCCUGCCCAGUGAGGGCAGCAACAUGACUCCAGCACAUCACUUCCCAGACUUCCGUCUGAAAACGUACGCACCGCUGGCCUUUCGCUACUUCAGAGAGCUGUUUGGCAUCAAACCAGACGACUAUCUGUACUCCAUCUGUAAAGAGCCUCUGAUCGAGCUGUCCAACCCUGGCGCCAGCAGUUCCUGGUUCUACCUCACCAGUGAUGACGAGUUCAUCAUUAAGACUGUGCAGCAUAAAGAGGCCGAGUUCCUGCAGAAGCUGCUUCCUGGUUACUACAUGAACCUGAAUCAGAACCCGAGGACGUUGCUGCCCAAGUUCUACGGCCUUUACUGCAUCCAUUGUGGCGGCGUCACCAUCCGCGUGGUGGUGAUGAACAAUGUGCUGCCGCGUGCCAUUAAGAUGCACUACAAGUACGACCUCAAGGGUUCCUCGUACAAACGCCGCGCAUCACGCAAAGAGCGCACCAAGUCCUCACCCACUUUCAAAGACCUGGACUUCCAGGAGGAGCACGAGGGUCUGCACUUCGACCCGGACACCUACAACGCCCUGAUGAAGACUCUGCAGAGAGACUGUCGGGUCCUAGAGAGCUUUAAGAUCAUGGACUACAGUCUCCUGUUGGGGAUCCAUGUUUUGGACCAGAAGCCGCUGGCCAGAGGAAACCGAUGUGACAGCAGGAAAGGACAGAAAGUCCUUUACUCCACUGCCCUUGAGUCCAUCCAGGGUAACGUGAAGGACCCUGAACCAGUGGCAGAUGACGACACAUUGGGUGGAAUUCCUGCCAAACAUAAAGAUGAGAACCUGCUCAUCUUUUUAGGAAUCAUUGAUAUCCUUCAGUCCUACAGGUUGAUUAAGAAGAUGGAACAUUCCUGGAAAGCUCUUGUACAUGAUGGGGACACAGUGUCAGUUCACAGGCCCAGUUUUUAUGCAGACAGAUUUCUGAAGUUCAUGGGCUCAACCGUAUUCAAAAAGAUUCAUCCUCUAAGAGGAGCGUCUUCAAAGAGGAAGAAGAAUUCCCUCUACGCAGCAAAGUCAGCCUCGCAGGAGUUUCUGUGCCUACCGAAGGAGGAGAAGAAGGAGAAGAAAGCUCAAAGCAUGGACAAUCUGGAUGGAAGCUUUUACAGUUCCUCCAAGCAACCGGAUCUUCUGCCAAGAUCUGCUGUUUCUUUCGAGUCCACCCCUAAUGAUGAAGAGGACACUGACAACAGUGAAGACAGACGAGCCUCCAGUUCAACCAUCGCUCUGGAUGAUCCUCUGCCGUCCCUCAACAGAAGCCAGUCAGAAUCUGAACUGGACAUCUACCUGUGAGGAGAAAUGAGUGAUGUCUCCUCUCCCGCCAGCUGUACCUCUACAAGAGAAAGACCUCAGAGACAUCAGGACCUCACAGCAGUGUAAAUGUGACACAAACUACAGGCAGUAAAAUGUUCAUGUCAGUUUCUCCGCUGUGACGCUGUGUCACUCUGUGCCUUUGACUUUCCUUUCUGGGUCAAAGUAAAUGUGCCAAAUCACUGGUUCUUUUGUAGAAAUCCUGUCAGUAACAGAUGUGGAUACAGUAUGUGUUUAUGUGUGUUAAAAUCACUGAACACUGUGUUAAUAUAAAACACUAUGAAGCUGCUUCUUCUGCUCCUGUUAUUGUGCACUUUGCUGCUAAUUUAACAACAGUGCUUGAGAAAAAAAAUGAGUUUCAGUUUGUCCUCUCCUCUUUGCUUUUAUUUUCGGAUUUUCUGUACAAAUUUCUCAGCGGCUGGAUCCCUGAGGAAAGAGACUGUCUCCAUACUUAAUCAUCAACAGAAAAAUAUGUUUUCCUAAUGUUAUUUUCAAAUCAUAUAUUUAUACGGAAACAUGUUCAAAGAUGAUUCUGAUUUGGGGUAUCUGAAUGAAAUAUGCCAAUUCAUCUGUUGAUACAUCUCACAUAUGCAUGAGUGAAACAUUGUGUAUCGUAAUAUGUGUAGCCUGCUUUAAAAUCACAUUUUACAUAAGGCAAUAUAUAAUAUUGUGUAAUUUUUGACUCUAUAAGAAGAAAGAAGAAAACUUUAUCUUUAUAACAUGAUAAUAUUUUGUUAAAACAAGAAAACUAGGUCGGACCUGAUGCUUGGUAUUAGUCCUGCACCCUUCACUGGAUGUGUCAUCUCUCUAUUGAAUGUACAUUAGACUCAGCUUUUGACUUUAAUAAAAACUAAUGCCUGUUACUGUUCUGUAUCCUGGAGGUAAAUAAUGAGCAUAUCGUGUGUUAUUUCAGUUCUUAUUCUUUGUCCACAUGCCUUAACAAGUUUUGAAAUCAGUGCUUUUAUGUAAUUUAUAGGCCUACAACUGUGUUAUAGCAAUACUUUGAACUUGUAUCUGUGAAAUAAAUUAAUAUUUAAUGUC